UAUAAUUAAUGAUUAAAAAAACUAGCGUUGUUCUCCAGGGAUGUGUGUUAUGGCGUUUGGCGCAUUUAAAAUUUUGAAAUAAUGGCGUUUGGCGUGUCACGCGAAGAUUUUGGCGCACAUCCCUGUUAAUCUCUAGCGAGUUGUUCUCCAGUGAGUUGAUCUUUUGGGUUGUCUCGUAUUUUAAUUGUUAGUGAAUUUUUAUUGUUUUCUUAGACUAUAGUUUUCCGAAAAUAUUUUUGUAUGUUUUGAACUAACAUAAAAAUUUUUAUUUAUUUUUUUCUUCCUAAAAUUAAAUUUCCUUUAUAGAUUUAUUUUUUAAUUUUCUUUUUUAAAUGCCCCAAGAAAUUAUGGAGGUUGUGGAGCAAAAUCAAACAAUUGACUUGACAGCCGAUAAAGAUGGAGGGGUUUUGAAGACUAUAAUAAAGCAAGGAAUUGAUUUAAAUAAACAUCCGAGGAAAGGCGACACAGUUUUUAUUCAUUAUACUGGAACAAUUAAAUCAACUGGAAAAAAGUUUGAUGAUAGCAGAGCUCGUGACCAACCUUUUUGUUGUUCUUUGGGACGUGGACAUGUAAAUUAAAUAUAAUUUUUUUCUUAAAUUUGUCUCUAAGGCCUUUGAAAUUAUCCAAAAUUUAAAGGCCCGCAACUAUCCGGAAAUAGCUCCAUAUGGGAAAAAGCCCGAAAAUUGGUAUAGGAAAGGGUAAUUCUUCGAUUUAGACCUCCCCCCACCAUUUUCCGGAAUCUCUGACCAUUCUGAGCUUUCCCUGACAAUUUUGACUCAGCUCGAAAAGUUCUUUCGAAUGAUAUUUAAUUAGCCAUAACAAGAUAACAGAUGCCGCAUGGGAUUCAGAAAAAUGAUGGGGAGAUCUAAACAAAAAGAAUUCCUGAGGAAAGUAGCCAGACUCUAUAUAAUAGGAGCAGAAAAAUUUACAAAAUUAACACUCACAUUUUGUCUGUGUCCCUUGUUAAUCGAAUUCGGGAAGCUAGGG
This is a messenger RNA of Meloidogyne enterolobii, 987 nucleotides long. The record is from the annotation of a GenBank genome assembly. NCBI's taxonomy places the organism in Eukaryota, Metazoa, Nematoda, Chromadorea, Rhabditida, Meloidogynidae.